Messenger RNA from Pleuronectes platessa (European plaice), 2674 nucleotides. RefSeq names its product cathepsin A-like. The record is from RefSeq and is a predicted model, not a curated record. The transcript has 11 exons. Gene Ontology annotation, molecular function: serine-type carboxypeptidase activity. The coding region runs from base 160 to 1551 and encodes 463 amino acids. Lineage: Eukaryota; Metazoa; Chordata; Actinopteri; Pleuronectiformes; Pleuronectidae. Gene Ontology annotation, biological process: proteolysis.
GAGGCUGGUCACAUGACCCUCAGCAGCAGUCAUAUGACCUACACGCGGAGCUGCGGUACAGGACAGAGGAGGAAGUCGAAUCUCUGAGUUGGAAACCGUCUUCUCUCGUGAACCAACUCGGACUGAUUCAUCCGUCGUCCUCCUGUGCUCGAUCCUCUGAUGUUGUCCUGCGGGCUGCUGAUGUGUGUGCUCGCCGUGUUGCAGCUCGGCUCCUGGGCUCAGUACUCCCCGGACGAGGUGACGCAUCUGCCGGGUAUGAUGUUCAAGCCCAACUACCAGCAGUGGUCCGGGUACCUGCGAGUAGGACCGGGGAGGUUUUUCCAUUACUGGUUCGUGACCUCUCAGAGGGACCCGCUCAACGACCCUCUGGUGCUCUGGCUGAAUGGAGGCCCAGGCUGCAGCUCGCUGGAUGGACUCCUGUCAGAGAAUGGACCGUUCCAUGUGAACGAUAACGGGGCCACACUGUACGAGAACAAAUUCAGCUGGAACAAGAUCGCCAACGUGCUGUACCUGGAAUCUCCAGCAGGGGUGGGAUACUCCUACUCUGAUGACCAGAUAUACAAAACCAAUGACACCCAGGUUGCUAAGGACAACUAUGUAGCGCUGCAGGGUUUCUUUACCAAGUUCCCAAAUUUCACUAAAAAUGACUUCUUCAUCUUUGGAGAAAGUUACGGUGGAGUCUACGCCCCAACCCUCAGCCUGCUGGUGGCUACUGGACCUGCCAGGAUCAACCUCAAGGGCUUCGCAGUGGGAAACGGAAUCAGCAGCUUUGCUCUCAAUGACCAGAGUUUGAUCUACUUUGGUUACUACCACGGCCUCUUUGGAGAAGAUUUGUGGCGGGAUCUGAACAAAAACUGCUGUGAGAAGGGAACCUGUAACUUUCACAACUCUACGUUGGAAUCCUGCCAGGAGCUGGUGAUGGAGGCCUUCGAUAUUGUGUAUAGCAGUGGACUGAAUGAGUACGCCCUCUACUUGGACUGCGAGGGUCCCAAUAGAUUCCACAGAGGCUAUGAGAAGACCAUGAGUCAUCUGUUUAAGACCUACAGGAAACCUCCGCAGAGCCGCAAGUUUUCAUACAGAGCGACUUCCUCCGUGUCCCUGGGUGAAGUUCCUCCCUGCAUAAAUAGCACAGCACAGAUGAACUGGCUGAACAGGGGCGACGUGAAGAAGGCUCUACACAUUCCUGAUACAUUGCCACCAUGGGACAUCUGCAGUGAUGAAGUUGGAGAGAAUUACACCAACCAGUACACAACAAUGAAGGAUGUGUAUCUGAAGCUGCUGUCUCUGGGCCUGCGGGCGCUCGUCUACAACGGAGACACUGACAUGGCCUGUAACUUCCUGGGAGACCAGUGGUUUGUGGAGGAUCUCGGCAUAAAGGCCACCACAAAGUACCAGCACUGGAUUCAUGAGGAGCAGAUUGCAGGAUUCUACCAACAGUUUGGAAACGUAACCUUCCUCACAAUCAAGGGUGCCGGCCACAUGGUUCCUCAGUGGGCUCCAGGUCCAGCUUUUCACAUGUUCCAGUCCUUCCUAACCAAUGGCUCCUACUGAGACUGUACAUGUACACCUGUAGCCUGCUUCAGAUAAACUGAACCCUGAGAUGAGCAGUGAGUUCUCUGUUGUUCCAGAAUAACUGAUCGGAGUUAGUUCCAUCAUAAUUUUUUCUCUGGUUAAUGUGAGGUGAAUGGGGAUUAAAAAAAAAAAAAAAAUCAGUGGAGCUCUGACAUUGUGAUUUCAAUGAGGUUAAAUGGGGGGGGGGGAAUAAAAGUAAGUCUAAUGUGUGGCAAUGUACAUUUUGCCUUUUAAACACACAGCAGCCUGUGGCGUAGAAAAGUCAGUUAACACGGUUAUAUUGUAUUUGGCCUAGUCCACGUAAUAAAACUACAAUAUUCUGCAGAUUGUAAUUUCCUUAAUGGUUUAUAAAUUGUAGGAUUAAACAUUUGAAACUAUUUAUUCACAUGUAACAUGAUGGCAGCACAAGAUUAAAAUGUAGAUCAAACAGUUGUAUAGAUCUGACUGUAACCUCGGGCUGACUGACCCAUGAUUACAGUGAUUUACAUUCAAACCGCCUGUGAAUAUUCAGAUAUUUAUUUUGCAUUUAAAUAUCUUGCACAACUGGGUAACACACUGUCCAGAAGGGAUUUAAGUCUUUUCUUCAAAUGAAUGCGCUCUGAUAUCAGCUGUUUACUGAAGGAAUGGCGCACAUUAUCAAACUGCUCCUCUAAGCCCAGCAGGGGGGGGGCCACAGAGAGAAACAGUUGAAUAAAGGUCUAGAGAAAGUUGCUGCUGUAACUGACUCAGUCUAAAUGAUCAGUUUCUGAAACAAGUCUCAUCUCGGGGUUUAAGAUGAUUUCAACUAAACCCGUUUUGCACUAAUCACAUUUUACUUGGUUGAUCUCAGGGAAAAUGAUGACACGUAUCACUUUCAUUUUUCAUGCAGUUUAUUAAGGUUUUGAACACCUUACCAUUUGUGCGGUUGAUUCCUCUGUGCAUCACUUUGGAUUGAGAUGAUUUAAUUGGAGCUUUGGGGAUAUUCACGUCUGCAGAAUGGCUACAGUGUUAAUAUUUUCAACAAAUGUAGCUGAUGUGAUUAAAGGAGCUAAAUGGAAAUGAACCAGUCCGGGUAAAAGCUGUAACUUUUCAUUUGUCUUUUUAUUAAAUGUUUUUGAACACA